CGUAUCUAAUUAAUCGUUUUCCCUUCUGCCUUCUUCUUUGUCGUGGCGAUUACUGUGUAGCUCCAAUGGUGGAAGCGCAAUGGCGGGAUCUUCUCCUUCCUCUCGUUCUUCUAUCUUCUCCUACACUCUGACUACUUCUCUAUUCAUCCUUCUCUUCCUCUGCAGCGUCUUCCUCUUCACCAGACGCUCUCUCGAACCCUACCUCCCUUCCGAUCCACGCGCUCCCACUCUCCUCCGCUCCGAAAAUCCCUCCGAUGAGCCUCCGGAUGGAGGGGAUGGCGUCUCCCUCGCAAGUGAGCCAAGCUCCAGAAGAGAUUCGCGCGCCGGCGAUGACGUCGGCGUGAAACCAGAGACGGAGGAGGGAGGUGAUUCGAACGGCGAUGGCUCCGCCGUGGAAGCCGAAUCAGGCGACGGAGGAGAUUCGCGCGCGACGGAUGACUUCGCCGUGAAACCGGAGACGGAGGGAGGAGAAUCUCGCGGCGGCGAAGUCUCGGUCGAGGGUAAGGAGGAAAGCGAUGCCAAAUCUGUGGAUAUGGAGGUGGUGGAGAAGAUGAGAGGGUGCGAUCUGUACAAGGGAACGUGGGUGAAGGACGAUCAGUAUCCGUUGUAUCAACCUGGAUCGUGUCCGUAUGUCGACGAAGCUUUCGAUUGCCAGAGGAACGGGAGGCGAGAUUCAGACUAUCUCCAAUGGCGAUGGAAACCCGACGAUUGUGAUCUUCCACGGUUUAAUGCUACAGAUUUCUUGGCGAGGCUAAGAGGUAAAAGGCUGAUGCUGGUUGGAGAUUCGAUGAACAGAAACCAGUUUGAAUCGAUGCUGUGUGUUCUUCGAGAGGGUCUAUCCAACAAAAGCAGCAUGUACGAGGUUAAUGGUCAUAAGAUCACAAAGGGAAGAGGUUACUAUGUAUUCAAGUUUGAAGACUAUAACUGCACGGUAGAAUUUGUAAGGUCGCAUUUUCUCGUGAAGGAAGGAGUCAGAAUCAACGCCCAAGGAAGUUCGAAUCCGACGCUAUCGAUCGAUCAGAUCGAUAAGACAAAUGCUCGGUGGAAACGAGCCGACAUUCUCGUCUUCAACACUGGACAUUGGUGGGUUCAUGGAAAGACAGCGAGAGGGAAGAAUUACUACAAAGAAGGUGACUACAUAUACCCGAAAUUCGAUGCAACCGAAGCAUACAGGAGAGCAUUGAGGACAUGGGCGAAGUGGAUUGACAAGAACGUGAAACCCGACAAGAAGUUAGUAUUCUACCGAGGAUAUUCUUCCGCCCAUUUCAGGGGUGGCGAGUGGGAUUCAGGAGGGUCGUGCAACGGAGAAGUCGAGCCGGUAUUCAAAGGUUCGAUCCUUGAUUCAUACCCGUUGAAGAUGAAGAUAGUAGAGGAGGCAGUAAAGGAAAUGAAAGUUCCGGUGAUUCUUCUGAACGUGACAAAGCUUACGAAUUUCCGCAAAGACGGGCAUCCGUCGAUCUACGGGAAGACCAACACGGACGGGAAAAAGGUCUCGACGAAGCGACAAGACUGCAGCCACUGGUGCCUCCCCGGAGUUCCCGACGCCUGGAACCAUCUCAUCUACUCAUCUCUUCUGCUUCAGACAGGCAGCAACAGAAGAACUUAACGCUUGAGAGAUUGUUUGUGUCGACACAUGAAAAUUGUAGCAUUCUGAGGCUAGAAAUCUCUUACAAGAAACGACUGCCAAACUUUCGGUUCGGUUUCGGUUUUUGGAUGUAUUCAAACCGAACUGAAUUGCACCUAAUCCAAAUGCGGUCUAACUCGGUUUGAAAUUUUCAA
This is a messenger RNA of Tarenaya hassleriana, 1779 nucleotides long. RefSeq names its product protein trichome birefringence-like 5. The record is from RefSeq and is a predicted model, not a curated record. Gene Ontology annotation, cellular component: Golgi apparatus. Lineage: Eukaryota; Viridiplantae; Streptophyta; Magnoliopsida; Brassicales; Cleomaceae. Gene Ontology annotation, molecular function: O-acetyltransferase activity. The coding region runs from base 80 to 1606 and encodes 508 amino acids. The transcript has 5 exons.